AUGAAGCCUGCUGGUGUCAUCGAACAACGGAGAAGCUCGCAUGAAGGCGAAGCACUCGAAUCAUUCAACACAUCAUUUGGGAUUGAAGCUGCUGAUACAUUUCCAAAUCUGUCUCAUUCAUCCACCCCUGCUCGGGCUCAUUUCACCCCGGCGAUCCUUGCAACCGCCCGCACCAAUUUCAAGGCACGGUCUGGAAAGCGGUCUCUUUUUCCUCCACUGCCUGCCGCAAUUCCACUUCUCGGAAUCUUACUCAUUUGGUCUGUAUGCGCAGCAGCUCGUUUCAAAGAACAGCCUGCUACGGCCGCCCAACGCCGGCUGUCCGACCGUGAUCUGGGUAUGGAUGACGAAGAACAGUCUGUAUUGGAGGAGUGCUUGGCAUUGGAAGCAGAUCUGGGGAUUAUCCGCCCACAAGCUGCCUCCCCUUCUGACGGUGACCGGUCAAGACGUAUCGCGGAGCUCGUGUCUCUAUUGUCCGGUGCUGCUGCUGAGUAUGAAUUGAAACAAGGUGUACAACAAGCGCCGGUUGAAGAUGCAACCUUUAACGAGGUCCCCGAUUCUGCACAGGCCAGCAUAGGCGCCGGCAUACUUUCAAGAGGAUGCCGAAGCGGUGAGGGAUCUGGAGGUGCGAAACAGGACCUUGAACCCCUUGAAGGCUAUGCUUCUGGC
Molecule: messenger RNA, 666 nt
Organism: Eimeria maxima
Lineage: Eukaryota; Apicomplexa; Conoidasida; Eucoccidiorida; Eimeriidae
Exons: 1
Source: RefSeq, a predicted model, not a curated record